AGGAAAAUGGAUCAAAAGAGUCAUGAAGUGGUGGAAGGAGGGAAAGACCCCUUCCCUAAGGAGGUCGAGCUCCAGAAGGGAGCUAAGCAAGCCAGGGUAGCACAAACCUUAGCAGAUAAGAGAGGUGACUCUCAAGUUGGGGCCCCCACCUACACGCCUAUCCUGGUGCUAGAUGGAGCUCCCUUGCCUGUUGAUGCCUCAAUCAAAAAUUUUCAGCAAGGAAGGGCCAAAUACAUGGCCGAUGCAGUGAAGCAGGCCUUACUGCUACCCGAAGACAUGGCUGACAUAAGGUCAAUGAGAAAGCACGAGGUCUUCCUCAAUUUAAAGAGAGACCUCACCCUGGUUGUCCAAUCCGUGCACAGGGUUGAGGAGAUAGUGAACAACUCCCAUUGAAUGACGAAGGGCGAGGAGGCCAAAUGCAUUGCCGCCGUGGAGGCUUUUAGGGUGGAUGAUAAAAAGUCCCAAGAGCUAACCACUAAGUUGACCAAGGCUGAAAGGGACAGGAAAAGUGCUGAGGCAGCCUUAUAUGGGGCAGAGAAGCAGGCUGAAGCCCAGCACAAGCAACUUCGCCAAGCCGAGGCUGAUCUCGCUGCCGCCAGAGAUUAAAUAAAAACUCUGUCAAAGAAACUGGAGGAGGUCGAGAAGGCCAAGGAUCAAGCAGAGCAAGAUGGGUAUGAAGUGGAAAUGGCAGAGACUGAAGAAGCCCUUAGGGCUGAGGUCUCGGAGGUGUGUAGGUACUACUGCCUUUAAGUGUGGAACGAGGCCCUCAACCAAGUUGGGUUAAGGCCUCCUCUACCCUUAAGAGAGCAGAAAGUGUGUACUAUCCUCCAGCCAUUCGCGCUUCAGGCUCCUCGAGCUCCAAGGCUGACACUACCUCUAAGGAGGCAGAUGCUAGCAAGGAGAACCUAGCCAAAACUCUUCCUUCAGUCCAAAGCCCAUCCAAGGAGGCAGAGCUGCCUGAGGUUGCUGAGAAGCCAGCCGAGAUGACCAAGGAAGUGGCCCAUGAUGCCAUCUAGCCCCGAGCUACCCCUAAGGACCCAUCCAAGGAGAAAGAGGCUUCCCACAAUAUGGAGAUUAUGCUAGCAACUCUCCCUAUACCAACCAAGGAAGACCUUAAAGGUAAAGGUCCAGCAUCCUCCAAGGCGGCCUCUACCCAACCUUCCAAGAUUCCAAAGGACAAACUUGUAAUAAAAAUG
Messenger RNA from Quercus lobata, 1196 nucleotides. RefSeq lists its product as uncharacterized. The record is from RefSeq and is a predicted model, not a curated record. NCBI's taxonomy places the organism in Eukaryota, Viridiplantae, Streptophyta, Magnoliopsida, Fagales, Fagaceae. The transcript has 2 exons. Bases 7 to 393 code for a protein of 128 amino acids.